Messenger RNA from Oppia nitens, 3598 nucleotides. RefSeq names its product potassium voltage-gated channel protein eag-like (gene eag). Gene Ontology annotation, cellular component: membrane. Gene Ontology annotation, molecular function: voltage-gated potassium channel activity. The coding region runs from base 116 to 3598 and encodes 1160 amino acids. NCBI's taxonomy places the organism in Eukaryota, Metazoa, Arthropoda, Arachnida, Sarcoptiformes, Oppiidae. The record is from RefSeq and is a predicted model, not a curated record. The transcript has 12 exons. Gene Ontology annotation, biological process: regulation of membrane potential; potassium ion transmembrane transport.
CGGUCGUCACCAGUGAUCCCAAACACCUGUGUCUGUCAGUCCAUAGGGGAUCAGUCGGGUGACGGGUGUUGUGGGCGACACACCGUCUCUGCAGUGGAUUUGACGUAAUGUUAAAAUGCCUGGGGGUCGGAGAGGGCUCGUUGCACCUCAAAACACAUUUCUUGAAAAUAUCAUUAGAAGAUACAACUCAUUACCCGAUAGCAGUUUCCUUCUGGCAAAUGCCCAGAUCAUCGACUAUCCCAUUGUCUACUGUUCGGAGUCCUUCUGCAAGAUAUCUGGCUAUAACAGGGCUGAAGUCAUGCAGAAGAGCACUCGAUGUAGUUUCAUGUACGGAGAGAUGACUGAUAGGAACACCAUUACGAGGAUCGAACAGUCCCUCGACAACCAUACGAUGGAACAGUUCGAGAUACUCCUCUACAAGAAGACACGGACUCCAUUAUGGCUUCUCUUACACAUCGCUCCCAUCAAAAACGAGAAGGAUGUGGUCGUCCUGUUUUUGCUCACAUUUCGCGACAUAACUGCACUCAAACAACCCAUCGAAGAGGACGCGGCCAAAGGUCUGAGCAAAUUUGCCCGAUUGGCCCGAUCGGUGACCAGAAGUCGGUCUGUUUUGGCACAACAGUUCUCAUCGCACCUUCCAAUCAUCAAAUCAGAAACGACCAAACAAUCCAGUCUCGGACACUUAAUGAGCCUCAAUGCCGAUGUUCUGCCCCAAUAUCGUCAGGAAGCGCCCAAAACACCGCCACAUAUACUACUCCACUAUUGCGCGUUCAAAGCUAUCUGGGAUUGGGUGAUCUUAUGUCUGACAUUUUAUACGGCUAUAAUGGUUCCCUAUAACGUCGCCUUCAAAAAUAAGACAUCCGAAGACGUCACUCUUCUGGUUCUCGACAGUAUAGUCGACGUGAUAUUCUUUAUCGAUAUUGUGCUCAACUUUCACACAACUUUUGUGGGUCCGGGCGGUGAAGUUGUGUCCGAUCCUAAAAUAAUUAGAAUGAAUUACUUGAGAAGUUGGUUCAUAAUUGACUUACUGUCGUGUCUGCCCUACGAUAUAUUUAAUGCCUUCGACCACACGGAUAAUCAAGGAAUCGGUAGUCUAUUCAGUGCAUUAAAGGUUGUGAGACUCCUUAGACUGGGAAGAGUGGUUAGAAAACUUGAUCGAUAUCUUGAAUAUGGUGCUGCAAUGCUUAUAUUAUUACUAUGUUUUUAUAUGCUUGUGGCCCAUUGGUUGGCCUGUAUAUGGUAUAGCAUAGGGCGCAGUGAUUCAGAAAAUUGGUUAACUUAUAGCUGGCUUUGGAAACUCGGAAAUGUUACUCAGUUCCCGUUCCACUUACGACCGAACAAUAUUUCAAACCAAAUAGAGCUCGUGGGCGGACCCGAGAGACAGACUAUGUAUAUAACAUCACUUUAUUUUACAAUGACUUGUAUGACUAGUGUGGGCUUCGGUAAUGUGGCCCCAGAAACGGACAACGAAAAAGUGUUUACCAUUUGUAUGAUGGUUAUUGGAGCCCUGUUAUACGCUACAAUUUUUGGUCACGUGACGACAAUCAUCCAGCAGAUGACAUCGGCAACGGCUAAAUAUCACGAUAUGUUGAACAAUGUGCGGGAAUUCAUGAAAUUACACGAAUUGCCAAAAGCCCUGAGCGAACGUGUCAUGGAUUAUGUGGUCUCGACGUGGGCUAUGAGUAAAGGAAUCGACACGAAAAAGGUGUUGAGCUAUUGUCCUAAAGAUAUGACGGCUGACAUAUGUGUACACCUAAACCGCAAAGUCUUCAACGAACACCCGGCCUUCAGACUCGCCUCCGAUGGGUGUUUGCGGGCAAUGGCCAUGUAUUUCAGUAUGGAUCACAGCGCACCCGGCGAUCUACUCUAUCACGUCGGAGAAUCGAUCGAUUCACUCUGUUUUGUAAUAUCGGGGUCUCUGGAAGUCAUACAAGACGAUGAAGUUGUAGCAAUAUUAGGAAAGGGAGACGUUUUCGGUGAUGCCUUUUGGAAAGAGCCCACAAUAGGCCAGUCCUGUGCUAACGUGCGGGCCCUCACUUAUUGCGAUCUUCACGCUAUCAAAAGGGAUAAACUCAUUGAAGUGCUUAACUUUUAUCAGGCAUUUGCCAACUCAUUUGCCAGAAAUCUGGUGCUCACAUAUAAUCUUAGACAUAGGUUAAUAUUUAGAAAAGUAGCUGAUGUUAAACGGGAACAGGAGUUGGCAGAGAGGCGCAAGAAUGAUCCGGUGCCCGACUUAGCUCAGGACCAUAUUGUUAGGAAAAUGUUUUCAAAAUUUCGCAAACCCUCCGAUAGCGGUGUACCCCAAAUAGGCAGUCGUCCCGGUUCUAGUGGCCCCGGAGGACAAACCAAUCAACCAAAUAUUCUACAAGACAUCGAAAAGGGAGAAAUGCCACAAUCUAUACAAACGCACGAACCAAUUAAACCACGACCACUGCCCGGCUCUGAGCCCGAGUCCAGGGGCAGCACUGGUGGUAGUAAAGGCUCAAAGUGGGCAAAUAUAUUGGCUAAUGCAACGCAUAAUGUACCAAAUAAUAAUAAUACUACAACUAAUACUAAUAAUAAUAGUAUACCAGUGCCACAACAACAACCACAACAGCCUCAGCAACAACAACAACAAAUGCAACAACAGUUCCAACAACAACAACACCCAAUUGAAAUGCCUCGACAUCGGGAUCUCACUGACACUGAGAUGCAGAUGUCGGACAAACAGUACGCCGAUAGAGACGAUCAAAAUAUAGGAGCCGUUCGACGAACAGAAUUAGUUUGUAAAAAGUCUGAUCACAUUCAUGUCGUCAAAGACAUACGACCCCCGACUCAGGGAAAUAAAUGGCCCCGAGUUGGCAGCGGUCGACCCGAAACUAUUGAAGAGUCAACUGAACCUCAAGAUAGUGAUGGUAAACGAGUGCCACAAACACAAACUGUAGACUCUGAUGGAGUUCAGGGAGGAGGAGGAGGAGGAGGACAGACACGUGUAAGUGAUUCAACUAAAGUUGUGAUUCAACCCAAAAGCAUCAAUAGUGCAGAUUAUCAACAAAUUAUUGCUUCACUAAUAGACAUGAGAGUUGAUCUCAAGCUUGAGAUACAAAAGCUAAGUAAUAAAGUGACUAAAAUUGAUGAACACAUUGUAGAUAUCGUCAAAAAGCUUUCUGUUAUUAAUGUCAAAAGUGAUGACAAUUCAAACCUUGUGUUUGGUACCAAUUCUGCCGGUGCUGAUAACAAGUCGACAACAAAACCACUGUCUGUGAUCUCCAAUAAAAAUAAUGACUUUUUCGAUGAAAGAGAGGAAAACAGAUUACAAGAAGAAAGUGCUGUCAAAAAUAGGAUCGACUCAAAGCGCGAGUCAAAAGAUCCUAAAAGUGCCGACAAAAUUGGUCACAGAGUUGUCUCUCAUCGACCCAUCCCAUCAGUGCCCAUACGGACUAAUAACUUAAGUAGUAGUAGUAGUAGUCAUAGAAAAACUGAUAAAACAUUACAAAAACAAGUGUCAGAAAACUCCAACACCGAGACUGAAGAGAUGAGAGCAAUGUUGGAGAACGAGAUCGCAGAACAAGAGGUGGACAACACCGACGAUGACCAGGACCUCACUUCCAAGCUAUAG